GCGAUGAGCUGACCGUUGACAAAAGUAAAGAUUCGUUGUUAUCCAACGAGUUAACCCCACGGCAGCUUGCUGCACUCCAGAUCUGAGUGGUCCCCGGUUUCGCUCUGGGCUAAAGUUUACUUGCAGCGUGGCUGUCAGAGAUGGACGGAGGACAGGAGGUGCGAGUGGAGGCUGCUCCAUACAGCUGCUCUACCUGUGAUGGAGGAGAGGUCGCAGGCCGCAGCCUGGUUCGACGCAACAAAAAGAUCCGCAGUUUGAGCACUUCCUCUGCCAACAGCUGCUCAGAGUUCAGGAGAACUCAGUCACUUCAUGGUCCAAGCCCGGUCACCACAUUUGGCCCAAAGGCGUGCAUGCUUCAGAACCCACAUGCAGUAAUGCACAUUCAAGACCCCGCUACCCAAAGGCUGACGUGGAACAAGCCGCCAAAAAAUGUCCUUGUCAUUAAGAAAAUCCGAGAUGCCAGUCUGCUUCAGCCUUUCAAAGCACUCUGCAUGUUCCUCACAGAGGUGAAGAACAUGAUUGUAUAUGUGGAGAAGAAAGUUCUGGAUGACCCAGCCAUUUCAGGCGAUGAAAACUUUGGGGCCGUAACAAUGAAAUUCUGCACUUUCAGAGAAGAUCUUGAUGACAUCUCCAAUCGUGUAGAUUUUAUCAUCUGCCUUGGUGGAGAUGGAACUUUGCUGUAUGCAUCUUCACUCUUCCAGGAAAGCGUUCCACCGGUUAUGGCCUUCCACCUUGGCUCCCUGGGCUUUCUGACGCCUUUUAAUUUUGACUCCUACCAGUCUCAGGUCACCCAAAUUAUUGAAGGUAAUGCUGCCAUUGUCCUGAGAAGUCGCUUGAAAGUCCAGGUGUUCAAAGAGAACUGGGAAAAGAAGGACAGCAUAGAUGAAAAGGGCAUCAUUCUGACCAAUGGAAGCACUGAAAGUAGCUGCAAAGCCAUGCAGUAUCAGGUACUGAAUGAAGUGGUGGUGGACAGAGGAACCUCCUCCUAUCUUUCCAACGUCGACCUCUUCCUGGAUGGACAUCUUAUUACCACUGUGCAGGGAGAUGGUGUGAUAGUGUCUACACCUACAGGCAGUACAGCAUAUGCAGUGGCUGCAGGAGCUUCCAUGAUACACCCCAACGUUCCUGCCAUCAUGAUCACCCCCAUCUGCCCACACUCACUCUCCUUCAGACCCAUCGUGGUGCCUGCCGGGGUGGAGCUAAAGAUAAUGCUAUCCCAUGAUGCCAGAAACACAGCUUGGGUGUCAUUUGAUGGAAGAAGGAGACAAGAGAUCUGCCAUGGAGACAGCAUUAUCAUCACCACUUCCUGCUUCCCUGUUCCCUCAAUCUGUUUCCGUGACCCUGUGAACGACUGGUUUGAGAGCCUGGCCCAGUGUCUACACUGGAACGUGAGGAAGAAGCAGAACUACCUCAAUUCGGAGGACGAGGAGUUCUGAGGAUGCUUACAAAAAACACUUUU
Melanotaenia boesemani (Boeseman's rainbowfish) is the source of this 1459-nucleotide messenger RNA. RefSeq names its product NAD kinase a (gene nadka). Gene Ontology annotation, biological process: NADP+ biosynthetic process; NAD+ metabolic process. Lineage: Eukaryota; Metazoa; Chordata; Actinopteri; Atheriniformes; Melanotaeniidae. Gene Ontology annotation, molecular function: NAD+ kinase activity. The record is from RefSeq and is a predicted model, not a curated record. The transcript is spliced from 12 exons. Bases 141 to 1436 code for a protein of 431 amino acids.